Molecule: messenger RNA, 2165 nt
Organism: Ooceraea biroi (clonal raider ant)
Lineage: Eukaryota; Metazoa; Arthropoda; Insecta; Hymenoptera; Formicidae
Molecular function (GO): protein binding
Source: RefSeq, a predicted model, not a curated record
UCGGAUGUCGGUCUGUCGGAUGUUGUCAGAUGUUAGUUCGAUGUGUUUUAAUAAUUGACGGGCAUCAAGGAUCGUGUACAUUUAUUUAGUGAGAUAGACAUUUGUCGGUACAUUGAAAAUUAAUCGCGCGAUCAGUAAUUAAUCUCGCUAGACGCACUUCGAUAUGGAGAAGCUCGAUGAUAAAAACGAAGACCGCGAGACCGUGACGCUGAUUCUCGAGAAGAACCGAUUCGAGGUUGACAAGCAAAACCUGAUGAAGAAAAGUCGUUAUUUUGCCGCACUUCUGUCGUCGAAUUACGUGGAAUGUCAUAAGUCGGAACAUGUGAUUAAUUACGAGAUUCCUUUAUUGCCUUUUCAGAACUUUAUUAACUGGAUGCACGGUGAAAAAAUUGAGAAUUUGGUCGACCACACUAAGAAGAUCGAUUACGUUCUGACUUUACUGGAAUUGAGCGUCUUAUUUGCAGUGGAUGAGCUAACAGAUAAUAUAAUUGAGGAGAUUGAGGAGCACUACUUAUUACCGGACUGCGUAAUCGAUAUUUGGCUAUUCGCACAGGAAUUGAGCCUCACUGUACUGCAGGAUCUUUGUUUGGCAACUUGCUUAGAUCGUUUUGCUGAACUGCCACAUAAAGCCAUUCACAAACUGCCAAAGGACAACUUUUUGGAACUAGUCAAUAACGUUAACUUAAGAUGCAGCGAUUCUGAAUUUGAAGACGUUGUGUACACUUGGACAAAAAGUCAUCAAGACAAGGACACGCUUCCAGAAAGUUCAAAGCAGCCAAAAAUGUCGUACGGUAUUGUAUCCAGUGAGAGCUUUCACAUUACUAACGAACUUUAUCUUCACCGCUGGGAUGGUAAUAGGUUCUUUGAACUCGAUACGUUUAGGUUCCCCAAAGAUUUUCCCCAGGGCAAAACCGACAAGGACCCGAUAUUAGGAAUGCAAAUUAUUGGCAGAGGAUGCUAUCUGUACUUCAUCGGUGGAGAAUUCACUAUCGGAUCGGGAAAAUUCAAUACGAAGGUCUGGCGUUACUCCCUGAUAACCAGAAAGUGGUUUUGUUACGCAGUCAUGCCGUCCGUACGGAGACACAUGAUUGCGGCGUUCGUGGGGAGCAAGUUGCUGCUCGUGGGCGGCGUAGGACGGUAUCGAGCGAAACUCAGCAGCGUCGAUGUCUACGAUGUGCACACAGGCAAGUGGAGUCGAGGCGUGGAGAUGCCUGUUACCACAUUCACCAGUGUUCCUGAACAUUAUGUGUUCCACAAGAAAUUAAUCCUAUACAAUGAUCUGGGAUUCAUAAACCUCUACUGUCCUUACAAGAACGUGUGGACCGCAUUGUGCUUCUCUCAGAUAGAUAUGUUCAUUCGCCAUGUGCCAAUACUACCGCUUCGGGGUUCUGCAUGUUACAUUGACGUCAAGUCAGGCGAGAUCACCUUUAAGAGCCUGGUGAAGCUGAGCCACGAGGACCGUGACAAUUUUACGACGUGCGAUGGGAUUUACUCGAAGAUCGAAAUAAUCAGCCGGAUUGUGGAUGACCACAAUCCAUGCAUGAUGUUUCUCUCUGCAAAGAUACUCGUCAAUGAAUCGGAAAUAAUUAAUCUCGUGUUGUGUUCGGAUCCUGGUCUUAUACCUCUCAAAUCCCGCGGUCACCGAUACUACUUGUACAGCUCGCCCAUACGGGACUCAAGGAAGUUCAGUUCACUCCUCGUACAGAAUACGGCCAGAAGACUUUUCCCUCUGAUCAAUCCAGCCGAUUUGCACGCUCAGAGGACAACUUGUACUUGAGUUUUCGUACAAAUAAACUACAAUGAACGAAUGUGCGAGAGCGAAAACGCAAAAGUGGCAAUCGAGAGAGAGGCGAACGUGCGGUAUUGCUGAAGCGCUGCGAAGAAAGAAUCGUUUGUGCAUUUACACGAUUUAAUACGAAAUCGGUCUUACUCUUUUUGUUCCAUGUGACAUCCUUCGUCGAUCUCGCGAAUUGCCAUACCACUAGAAUUAUUGUAAAUAUCGUACGUCAUAUACAUACUGUGAUUGUGUAUGCUUCACUUUCUAUUUAGGUCUACAUAAAGUUAUAUGUAAGCUUCUUUGUACAAAGCAUCACGCUACAUGAGCACUUUUCAUUGUCCAUGACUUUUAUACGAACAUUUACAUUAAAGUUUUUAUUGCGAGCGUA